AACAGAAAAUGCUGAUCCUAUUUUAUAUUCUGCUCGUGCUCAAUAUUGGACGAUGCACAGACGAUCACAUCUUUGAGACAAAGACUGUUGGUGUGGGACAAAGUGUGACUCUAACAUGCCCCCGCAACAGAUUAAGUUUAUCAUCCUUAUUUUGGAUCAGACUUGUUUCUGGAACCUUUCCUGAAAUUUUAGGGGCAACAUAUGCCGUUGAUUUAGGAGUUGAUGUGGAGACCCGUCGCAUUACAGCAAAACAAGGGCCUGGAACUUUUGUUUUGUAUAUUACUGAAACACGUAUAAGAGAUACUGCAGUCUACUACUGUAUAAAGGUGACACAAAGCAAAAUGACGUUUUUGAGAGGAACAUUUCUGAGAAUCAAAGGACCAGAACCUGAUAUCACUGCCGUCACUCAAGAUCCAUCUGAUCCAGUCCGUCCAGGAGACUCAGUGACUCUGCAGUGUUCAGUCCUCUCUGACUCUGAGAAGAAAACAUGUCCAGAAGAACACAGAGUUUAUUGGUUCAGAGCCGCAUCAGAUGAAUCUCAUCCCAGUGUCAUUUAUGCCCAAGUAAACAGUAGUGAUGGAUGUGAGAAGAGUCCUGAAGCUCACUCUCCACAGAAAUGUGUCUACAGCUUCUCUAAGGACGUCAGCUCCUCUGAUGCCGGGACUUAUUACUGUGCUGUGGCCACAUGUGGAGAGAUAUUAUUUGGAAAUGGAACAAAAGUGGACAUUGAAGGAGCCAGUACGUGCUCACAGGAUGCAGUUGCAGUUAUUUUUCUUCUGUGUGCUGUGUUGGCUAUAAGUCUGAUUGUUGUAGCCGUCCUCAUCUACGCCAUGAAGAAGAAAGAGAAUGAUUGUUACAGUGCUGCUGUUGCCGUGCAGAGAAACAGUGGUGGUCGGAAAAGUCAACAGAGAGAUGAGGACACACAGGUUUAUUCUGCUGUCGUCUUCACCGUGAUGAAAACUGGCAGUGGUGCAAUAAAGGAUUCAAGAGCAGCAGAGAGACAGAGGAUCUAUGCUGCUGUCAAGGCUUUUGGGUUGGAUUAGUGAGGUCACAGGUCUGUUUGCCAUCAGCUGGUACUGUGUGAUCUAAUUCAUGUUGGUCUGUUAUGAGCUGAAGGAUUUUUUAUAUGUGGCUAUUAGGUAAUGAUGUGCAUGCAGGUGUCUGCAAGGGCCCGCUUUGGUCCAUUUGGCUUUUGGCCUAUGUGGGCAUCUGUGUGCGGCCCAUUUUUUGAGACCCCACCUUCAGAAAAAGCUGCGCAUCCAGCAUCUUUUUUCAAAGCACUCCAGCUUUUUAAUGUGGCCACUCCGAGUGCUUCCAGUUUGAAACCUCAGAACUUCUCACAAAGAUGCUGGUGACGUCACAGUCGUUCCUUUAGCAACUGUAUGAUAUGUCAGUCAGAAACCAUCACAGCAAAGACAGAACAGUCCAUUUGUGGGAGCAGACGACCAGACGCUGAAUGUUGCUGGUGAGUGUUGUGCUUUCAUUAACGUACGCAUUGUAAGCUUGUUGUUGAAUGUGUAGUUAACCCUAUGUUAAGGUAUCAUUACGUUAGCUACCAAGCUAAUAUUAGUGUCAUGAUCUUGUUGUCAUAGAAACCUACCAUGUGCAGCACAUCAUUAAAAUAAGCGUUGGGAGUGAAUGUGGCCAUGUGGACGCUGGCCCUAAAGAAAGAAGCUAGGUGUCAGUUAACAUGGACAUUACUCAAAUAAGUUUUUUUCUCUCAAAGUGGGAGUAACUGUAAAUAUGGAAUUUUCCAAUGGAUUAGUGUUGGCACAGAUAUAUUAGGUGGAUCAGAUCUGUUUUUGUUUUUGUUUAUUUUUGUUAUUGUUCUUGUGUAACUACUCUUGAACCUGAUUUGUAACUCUGUUAAACUGUGUCAAUAAAUAAAACACACUGCUUUCUAACAUCAA
Epinephelus fuscoguttatus (brown-marbled grouper) is the source of this 1910-nucleotide messenger RNA. RefSeq lists its product as uncharacterized. Bases 9 to 1043 code for a protein of 344 amino acids. The record is from RefSeq and is a predicted model, not a curated record. Gene Ontology annotation, biological process: response to bacterium. NCBI's taxonomy places the organism in Eukaryota, Metazoa, Chordata, Actinopteri, Perciformes, Serranidae. The transcript has 7 exons.